Penicillium oxalicum is the source of this 1866-nucleotide messenger RNA. RefSeq names its product hexokinase family protein. Bases 1 to 1866 code for a protein of 621 amino acids. NCBI's taxonomy places the organism in Eukaryota, Fungi, Ascomycota, Eurotiomycetes, Eurotiales, Aspergillaceae. Gene Ontology annotation, biological process: intracellular glucose homeostasis; glucose 6-phosphate metabolic process; glycolytic process. Gene Ontology annotation, cellular component: mitochondrion; cytosol. The record is from RefSeq and is a predicted model, not a curated record. The transcript has 2 exons. Gene Ontology annotation, molecular function: ATP binding; fructokinase activity; D-glucose binding.
AUGGCCUCACCCGGGGCUGUUUUGACAUUGUCCGGAAAGGAUGUUGAGGAAGAUCGCGAGCUUCUGAAUGAAGAGGAGAUCGAGGAGGAUGAAAAUGAUGUCAGCCUCGAGAUGGAUGCGUCACAACGAGCAUACCUCGAAUUCCACCGACAAUUAGACGAAUUUUUGGCACCCUUGACUUUGGGCGAGGCAGUGUUAUACAAACUGGCUCGUCGCUUCUCCGAAGUUUACCGCGAGCUGGCUCUGACUUCGGAUCAACAAUUUCUGCCUACACCGGUGACUCAGCUGCCGACGGGCCAAGAGACCGGACGAUACCUGGCUAUUGACGUGGGGGGUAGCAACUUGCGCGUUGCAUUUAUUGAACUGUUGGGCGAGGUUGAUGAUACAGAUAGUCGUUCCGCAGACGCAUCUGAAAGGUCCCAAGAUACCAUUCGCAAAGCUCAGCGACAACGAGUCAAGCGAACGUUAGAACGGGCAUGGCCCAUUCAAGAGCACUUGAAAAAAGACCAGGCGGAAGAUCUGUUUGCCUGGAUCGGAGAUUGUAUCGCGGAAGUGGUGGCAGAAAGCCUAACUUCAGAUCAGUCACGGAAAUACGUUCCCGCCGAGCUGGACAUGGGCAUUACUUUCAGUUUCCCAAUCAUGCAGGAAUCCCUCGCGGAAGCUACGCUGAUGCCCAUGGGAAAAGGAUUUGCCAUUACUUCAAAUCUCGACCUGCGUAAUAUCCUUUUGGCUGGAUACGAGAAACACACGAGGAGACCUGACGAAGACGACGAGCCUUCGUCGAAACGACGAAAGCUGUUUGCGCUCCCAAAACUCAAUAUUCAAGCUAUAACCAACGACGCGGUUGCAACUUUGGCUUCCCUGGCGUACAAGGUGAAAUCGCUGCCAAACAGCCGAGUCGCUAUGGGCAUCAUCGUCGGCACUGGAUGUAAUGCCACUAUUCCUAUGAAAUUGAAAGAUCUCCACGACUCCAAAGCAAAGAGUGUGCACAUGAUGAACGCGGAUGCCGUGGAGACCAUCGUCAAUACCGAGUGGACGAUUUCAGGAGCAGCCUCACCCUUACAGGAACUGCAAAUCACCACGAAAUGGGACGCUCUCUUGGAUCAAGCGUGCGCGCGUCCGGGGUUUCAACCAUUUGAAUACAUGACUGGUGGCCGAUACAUCGGGGAGCUGAUUCGCUUGAUUCUAUCCGACUACCUUACGACCGUUGCAGGGGUGCCCAGGCACAAUUUGCCUGCUUGUCUGGUUCAAGAAUACGCUUUGACAACGACGUACAUCUCCGAUAACGUGGCCAGAGCGAAGUCGGAUCAGGAUCUUGCAACCUUCCUGAAUCAGUCAUUACCUCCUCCCGAGAGCAGCGAUUGGCAAUGGGACUCCCGUGCAGCCGGUGCCUUCCGAAAAAUCGCACGCACCGUACAAGCGCGAUCGGCAGGGCUGAUCGCCGCCGCGGUAAUCGGGCUGUUGGCCUGUUGUCAUGAGAUUGAAUUGAAAGAAGAGAGCACAGCCAACACGCCUGAGGCUCCAGCUUCUCCACAUAGCAAUGGAGAUGUUCCGAUCACAAGCAGCACAGCGAGCCCCUCGGCCAUCACACCAUCAAGUACGACCAAUGUUCACGGCCAUGUCGUACCAGUGCUCCAACCGCUACCCGCGGAUUGGCAGUCAGGGCCUGAAGAACUCGUUGUCGCUUACACGGGUGGUAUUAUCCAACAUUAUCCGCAGUUCAAGGAAAUGUGUCAACAACAAAUUGACCGUCUCAUCAUGCGCACGGGUCCACAGCGAGGUGGCAAAUCUGUGUUUCUACGUGAGGCUUCAGAUGGUGGCGUUAUUGGUGCUGGCGUCCUAGCAGGCAUGGUUGCAGGGAAGUAG